Zophobas morio is the source of this 474-nucleotide messenger RNA. Its product is annotated as extracellular exo-alpha-L-arabinofuranosidase-like. Lineage: Eukaryota; Metazoa; Arthropoda; Insecta; Coleoptera; Tenebrionidae. The coding region runs from base 7 to 411 and encodes 134 amino acids. The transcript is spliced from 2 exons. The record is from RefSeq and is a predicted model, not a curated record.
GCUAUCAUGAGCCAGAACUACACUAUUAUUAGAAACGAAAGAAGUGGCUUGGUUUUAGAUGCAAGGGAGACUGUGUUAAAAAUCCUGCCCUUCACUGGCCAACCAACACAGCUAUGGAAACUGGAAAGUUCGGGGUCCGGAACAAUCUAUAUUGUGAAUAAGGCCAAUGGAAAAGUGCUAGACAUCGAAAGCGGAAUCAAAAACGGCAACAAUAUCAUCACGUAUUCCAAAAAAGGUUCAGCAAAUCAACAAUGGAUUGUUAAUUCUGAUGACACCAUCGUCAGUUCUGAACAAAAUUUGGCGAUUGACAUCUUUGAAGCAAGGUGCUCCCCAGGGAAUAAAAUAAUUAUUAUUAUUAUUAUUAUUAUUAUUAUUAUUAUUAUUAUGUCAGUGAUGGUCAACAGGCAAUAGCCCAAUUACUGACCACCUUAGCAAAAUAUAUGACCAACAGCUGAACCCACGAAGGCAAAGUUA